GCGGCAUCACCGAACGACCUGCGACAAACAGCAAGAUUCUUAUUAACAUUACGUGCAGAUGCAAGAAUGUCUGCACCUCUCUUCACAGACACUUUAUGCACACACUCCUUCUACAUGUCAUGUUUCAAACUGCAAAUGUUGUCGUCAGCCUCAUAGAUUAAAUGAGCACAUUACAGCGGCAGUGUAGUGAAACAGGCAUCGUUUACUCGAUAUUCGCAAAGUGAGUAUGUGUUUUUCGGGCUGCAGGCUGUGAUUGGUUGGUAUGGGAGAUGGUGAAUGUCUCCACCGCAAUUCAGUCCACCAUGGAUACAACGCAACAGCUAGACCACAACUUCACUCCACAGAACCUCCCCACCGACACCCUACCCAGCUUUCAGCAUCUCAACCUGGGCUCACCGACUCACCCUGGUCUGCAGGAGGCCAGCACGCCCCCAGCCCCUCAGCACAGCUACUUCUAUCAGAACAACAUCCCAUCGCCCCCAUGCCACACUCACUGGAAUACACAUGACAUCGCUACCCACUGCCCCUCAUCCAAUGCACUGCAUGCGAACCCCACUCAGCACAUGCAAGGGCUGGACCCAUGCCGAAGCCUUGGCAUUUCACCAAUGCAUUCAAAUGGAAGUCGACAGAGUUAUCCAACGACACUUCAGCUGGCAAACCAAGAGCUGCAGCUCUGCCGACCCCCACCUGCCUCACUAUACCACCCCCUUCACGAAGCUAACAGAGAGUCUCCAGCCGUCCCAUGUCUGCAACCGUACACGGAUCCGCAUGUUUUAAACGGAGCGCAGCCUCUAAAUCAACACUGCGUGUCCAGUAGUCUUCCUCUGAAUGGCCUUCCUCCGAAUGGACAAUGUCUGAGCCACGGACACCACAGCAGUUCUCCGACUGCUUACGGACACGUGAAAAGAGCAACGCUUCCUCUUCCUCUUGCCGGUUCUGUUCCACUUCAUUUGUCACCCUCCUCCCCGAUACAACAGCAGCAACAGUGGACACUUCCAGCUGAUGGUGGGCCCAUCUAUGAAGCGGCCCCUCAGGAGCCCCUACACCCAGGAUCCCAGGGCCCUGAUGGGAGCGAUGCAGCCCAGUCCCCCAGUUCUGAGUCCCGCUACGGCCUGGACCCCAAGAUCCUUCCAAGUGCUGUGCGGGUGAUGGCAGAAGACCGCGCAGAGUGGGAAGGGAAGGUCUACAGGUCUGGGCCCGAUUCGUCUCUCCCUCCCCUGGCCACCACUCGUUGUAACAUAGAGGACGGAGGCAGCGCAAGUCCCUGCGCCAUCCGCUGCACCACCUACCGGGUUCCCUGCGAGGCCCAGGCCGCCCAGCUCAGCCGCCUGCCCCUGGGAGCUCUGCUCUCACCCAUGGCCCCACUGGGUCCCGGAGAGGGAGCCCUGCCGCUCUGCAGUGAACAGGAGUGUCUGAAGGGCUGCGGGGGGUGUGGGGCCUCCAUGUGUCCUGCUAUGAGCUGGCAGGACUGUGGUCAACGGUUCUACUGCCCGUUCUGUGGGAAAUUCAACGAUGUGCCCUGGCAGCACUACCAGCACACUGCAGGAGUGGAAGGCGUCCGUGUGGACCGCGACCAGAGGCCGGAGCUCCGCAUGGGGUCCUACGAGAUACUCCACCCCAACAAGGAGGAGGCAGCUGUUCUCCUGCUGGCUCUGGACGUUUCCCCCCCAGCGCUCAGAGGUGGACACCUGGACUAUGUAACACAACAGAUACGCACCCUGCUCCACUCUCUACACAGGGAGCAUGGCACCACUGAAACCCCCCCAGCAGACCUCAGGGUGGGCCUGAUGACCUACGACAGCAGGAUCCACCUGUACGACCUCAGCCCCGCUCUGUCCCGCCCACACAUGCUGGUUGUCACGGAGACGGACGACCUACAGCUCCCUGUGAGGGACGGGCUCCUGGUGUCGCUCAGAGACUGCAUGGACAGCAUUGACAGUGUGUUGCAGCAUAUCCCCCUGUUCAGUUCGGAUGGGGGGGAGACCCACGGCGUUCCCGUUGAGCUGCCCAUCAGAGCUGGACUCUCUAUACUACAGGCCAUGGGUUGUCCCGGUAAACUACUACUCUUCCACACGGCUGCCCUAACGGAGGGGGAAGACACACAAUUCUCAGGGUUCUUUGGUUCAAACAAGCCAAAGUCUAUCUUUCAGCCAUCAGAUCCUGCUGUUUCAAUGGCCAGGGAAUGCACCAAUCAGGGCUGUGGUGUGCACCUAUUCAUGCUCUCCCAACAGGAUGUGGGAGGGGCUUGGCCAGGAAACAUCCCCUAUCUAACAGGAGGGGUUCUUUAUGUUUACAAUAACCUGCAGGGGGAGCUGGAGAGGCAGUGUUUCAGCACAGACCUGAGGAGCGCCGUGGAGGCUCAGACAGUCUACAAGGCUCAGCUCAGGAUUCAUGUCAGCAAAGAGUUGCGUGUCUCUGGCUGUUACGGGCUCUUCAACCCCGGGGACAAGCCCAGCCAGGUUGCCCUGGCAACCCUUGAUUGGAGGACAACACUAGCUGUAGAACUUGCAUACCUGAGGGAUCUGGAUGAGAAAAGGGGCGUGGCUAUACAGGUAACGGCCACCUACAGCGACGCGGCGGGACAGAGACGCAGCAGGGUUCACACGCUGGUGCUGCGCUGCUCUCGCCACCUGCUGGACACGUUCCGCCACUGCCAGGCGCAGACGCUGCUGUCCUUCUACUGCAAGAAGACCUACUGUGCGGUGUUGGAGCGCCCUCUGCAGGACCUGAGGGGGGAACUGCAGGCAGAGGUCACGGCAGCCCUGGCCUGUUACCGUAAACACUGCAGCUCUGCUUGUGUCUCUACAGGACAGCUGGUGCUGCCUCCGCCGCUCCGCCCGCUGCCCGUCUACAUCAACAGCCUGAGGAAGAGCGAGGUGCUGCUGCCCGGCCUGCGCAGCUCGGUCCACCAGCGGCUGCAGCUGCGGUGCCAGGUCCUGCGCAUGGACGCCUCCAGCACCGCCGCCCACUUCUACCCUCUGCUGCUCCCGCUGCCCAGGUGUGUAGAGGACUGCAGCGAUGCGGCGGGCCCCCCGGACCCCGCUGACGGGCUGCGCUGCACAGCAGACAGCCUGGAGCAGGGGGGCCUCUACCUGGUCAGCGGGCCCCUGGCCCUCCUUCUCUGGGUGGGGAGCCACGUCCGCCCGGCCACCCUGGUGCAGCUCUUCAACGCCAGCUGCUUCUCCUCCCUGCCCUCCGGCGAGACAAAGAUGUGUUCUCUGGACAACUCCUUAUCCACCAGAGUCUGCUCUCUCAUCGACACGCUCAGUUCCCAGGCUCCCUACGCCCGCAAGCUGUGGGUGGUGAAGCAGGGGGACGGGUGUGAGGAGGCGCUGCAGCGACACCUGGUGGAGGACAAGAGUCCCAACGGGGGAGCGUCCUACGCUGACUUCCUCUACCACCUACACAUCAACUCAGUCAAGCUGCUGCAGUGAAAACCCAUCUCUCACACACACACACACACACACACACACACACACACACACACACACACACACACACACACACACACACACACACACACACACCGGAUCACGAAUGGGGGACAUA
Gadus chalcogrammus (walleye pollock) is the source of this 3549-nucleotide messenger RNA. Its product is annotated as protein transport protein Sec24C. The coding region runs from base 270 to 3434 and encodes 1054 amino acids. The transcript is spliced from 21 exons. Gene Ontology annotation, molecular function: zinc ion binding; SNARE binding. The record is from RefSeq and is a predicted model, not a curated record. NCBI's taxonomy places the organism in Eukaryota, Metazoa, Chordata, Actinopteri, Gadiformes, Gadidae. Gene Ontology annotation, biological process: COPII-coated vesicle cargo loading; endoplasmic reticulum to Golgi vesicle-mediated transport; intracellular protein transport. Gene Ontology annotation, cellular component: endoplasmic reticulum exit site; COPII vesicle coat.